Molecule: messenger RNA, 1605 nt
Organism: Geosmithia morbida
Lineage: Eukaryota; Fungi; Ascomycota; Sordariomycetes; Hypocreales; Bionectriaceae
Product: Amino acid transporter
Exons: 9
Coding region: 1-1605 (534 amino acids)
Biological process (GO): transmembrane transport
Cellular component (GO): membrane
Molecular function (GO): transmembrane transporter activity
Source: RefSeq, a predicted model, not a curated record
AUGUUCGGCCUUGGCCGCGACGGCGAAGCGGCCCGAGACGCCGCAUCAUCAGACUACGAUGAUAGCAAUCAAGCCGAUGCUGCGGUUCUGGUCCUGCGACGGAGCUUCAACCAAUUUCACAACUUCGCCACGACGUUCGCUGCUCUGUACUUCAUCGGCGGAGUGCGUGUCACCUUUUCUACUGGUAUUGCCGCCGGUGGUAACUUGGCCUACUGGUCAAGUUACAUUGUUACGUGCGUCUUCACCUUCAUCACCGCCGCCGUCGUGGCCGAGAUCUGCUCCUCUCUGCCCCUCGCCGGGUCCAUCUAUCUCUGGGCCGCCGAGGCUGGUGGUCCUAGAUUUGGCAGGUUGUUUGGCUUCGUCGUCGCCUGGUGGAGUACCACCGCCUGGACCACUUUCUGUGCCAGCAACACGCAAUCUGCCGUCAACUACAUGCUCUCGGAAAUCGUCGUCUUCGACGCAGACUUCCCCUCCGACUCGACCAGCGUCAAGUUCCGUGCCGUCCAGUGGAUCUGCACGGAGAUCAUGCUUGCCCUUGCCGCCAUCUGGAACCUGCUUCCUCCCCGAUACUUCAAGUGGAUCUUCACCUUGUCCUGCGGCAUCGUCAUCCUCGACUUCGUCCUGAACCUGAUCUGGCUCCCCAUCGCCACCAGCAACACCAUCGGCUUCCGCACCACCCACGACGCCUUCAUGACCACAUACAACGGCACCGGCGCCCCGGACGGUUGGAACUGGUGCCUCUCCUACCUGGCCACCGCCGGCAUCCUCAUCGGCUUCGACGCCUCCGGACACGUGGCCGAGGAGACCAAGAACGCCUCCGUCGCCGCCGCGAGGGGCAUCUUCUGGAGUACCGUCGUCAGCGGGCUCGGCGGCUUCGCCGUCGUCAUCCUGUUCCUCUUCUGUGUCCCUGAUGCCGAUACCUUCUUCUCAUACGGUGGCCCUCAGCCAUUCGUAUCGGUGUAUGCUGCCAUCCUGGGAGAAGGGGGUCACGUUUUUAUGAAUAUCAUCUGCGUCCUGGCCCUCUGGUUUAACACCGCCAUCGCCGUGCUCGCCGCCUCACGGCUGGUGUUCGCCGUCGCGCGCGACGGCGUGCUCCCGUGGUCGUCGUGGGUCUCUCGCGUCGUCGACGGCCAGCCCCGCAACGCCGUCCUGGUGGUCUGGGGCGUGGCGGCCAUCAUCACCUGCACCAUCCUCCCAUCCGCCGUGGCCUUCACGUCGCUGGUGUCGGCCGCCGGCGUGCCCUCGGCCGCGGCCUACGGCCUCAUCUCCCUGUCGCGCCUGCUCCUGACGCCCAAGCGCUUCCCCAAGCCGGCCUGGAGCCUAGGCCGGCUCAGCAAGCCGUUCCAGGCCAUCGCCGUCCUCUGGAACGGCUGGGUCGUCGCCGUCCUGUAUUCUCCCUACGUCUUCCCGGUCACGGGCGAGUCCCUCAACUACGCCCCCAUCAUCAUGGCCGGCACCACCAUCUUCGCCCUCGCCUCCUGGUGGUUCAUACCCGCCGAGAAGUGGCUGCCCAGCCAGAGGAUACAGCAGACCCUGGACGCCGACGAGAAUGCCGACAAGGCCGACGAGGCUGUCUCGGCCCAACCGGAUGGUACCGGGACCUAA